Messenger RNA from Paramisgurnus dabryanus, 2713 nucleotides. RefSeq names its product NADPH oxidase organizer 1a (gene noxo1a). Gene Ontology annotation, biological process: superoxide anion generation. Gene Ontology annotation, molecular function: phosphatidylinositol binding; superoxide-generating NADPH oxidase activator activity; protein binding. The record is from RefSeq and is a predicted model, not a curated record. Gene Ontology annotation, cellular component: cytoplasm. Lineage: Eukaryota; Metazoa; Chordata; Actinopteri; Cypriniformes; Cobitidae.
UGAAACCAUCUAUCAUAGCCUACACUGUAUUGCUAUAGUCAAUAUAACCAUAAAAUCAUUAAUGGCAUUGUUUAAAACAUGAAAACUAUCCCUUUACUUACAGUGCGAUUUUUUUAUUCAUUUUAUGUUUUAUUAUGGUUAUAAGUAAAAGUUAAAUUUGAAUAAAUUAGGCGAUGAGACUAUUCGCGUGUUUUAAAACGAAAGUAAAAUAAUGUAAUUCUAUAAGUGUUGUUUCUUAUUUAAACGAGAAUUUUAUGAUAAAUUACUUGAUGAUGUAACAUCGGACUCUUUGUGAAAUUGCGUAAGCGGCUACCUGUGUGAAAGCGCGCCCGUGAGGAGAGGAGUGCACAGGUGAUGCGCGCGUUAGUUUACGCCUCUAUCAGGCAGGUGUGUAUAAAAGUCAAGAGCAGAUGUGCAUCCAUCAGAUAUCAGAGAAGAGCUGUGGUGGAUAUAUAAUACAACUAAACGGCAUUUAACCCGCUCACAAUGGACGAGCAAAGAUACCCUGUCAAUAUUAAGCUUGUUGGUGUGAUGCACAUACAGAGAAAUAAAUUGUACAUGACUACUGUUCUGUGGUCAGAUCAAAAUGAGAUCACUGUCUACAGGUCGCUUAAAGACUUUCAAAAUUUGCAUCGACAACUCAAGAAGAAAUUCCCUUCAAAUCCAAUGAAACGUUCGGAAAGGAUUCUUCCCAAGUUUAAAGCUGUGAGUGUCAUUAAAAACAUACAGAAGUGGAACCCGAGCAAGUCGGUGCUCAGAUUAAAAGCUCUGGAUGAAUAUUGUACUGAAUUACUCAACAGUGACGCUCGUAUCUCCCAAAGCCCUGAACUCAUGCAGUUCCUCCAACCAAAUCCACAGGACCUAAAUUCUGACUUGAGAAAAAACAGUAUCGUGAUCAUGCCAUCAGAGACGUCUUUGGGAACAAAUGCAGUUAAAUCUUCAGCCGAGGACAUAACUCAGCCAUUUGUUACCGAAACUUACCGCUGCUUGGCUACUUACGAGACCAAAGACACCAAAAAUCGACCCUUUAAAGUCAAAGCAGAUGAGAUUGUGGACGUGCUCAUCAAAGACAAAGGAGGAUGGUGGCUGGUGGAGAAUGAAUCGAAAAAUCUGGCCUGGUUUCCAGCUCCAUACUUAGUGAGGGCAGAGGACGAAGAUGAUGCCGAUGAUGUGACACAGGAUGAAAGUGUUCUCUACGUUGCUUCCCGAAGUUACAAAGCCACAAACAGUGAUGAGAUAUCUGUUCAGAUUGGUGCGGUGGUGGAGGCAUUACAGAAAUCUGACAAUGGCUGGUGGAUAAUCAGAUACAACCAAAAGGCUGGUUACAUACCAUCUAUGUACCUAAAACCUUACAACAACCCAGUGAUCCGAAUCACGCCAUUUCAGGAGAAAUCUAGGUCCACUCUUGACCUUUCAACACUUCAGGCUCCUGGUGUCUCCGACCGUGAGCUCAGUAGAUCCCAGGGCAACCUGUCUCUGUCCUCAGGGUCGUUCCUGGGCCCUAGAGAUAAGCAGAUGUCACGUUCAAUGGCCUUACUCCCGGAUACGAGCAAAAGGCACCAGACUCCACCGUCCAUCCGCAUUGAAUUUGCUGAGAGCGGUCCGCAAAGCAGUCUGAGUGAUGGCAGCGACGAAUUUACUUUUAGUGAUGACGACAGCUCUUCAGGCAGUGAUUCGCUGGAGCGGUACCGCUGGAGUUACACCCCAACGCCCAAGUUUUCAGACAACCUUAGCCCCGAUAGUGCCACCCAAAACAAGAUGACUGCCAGCAGAUCCGAUCCCAGCCUCACCAAGAUGCCCGGCACACCCAAAAUACCACCCAGACCCCAAGCUCAAGAGAUACUCAAACGCUGCACCCCUGUCACUUGCAAGCACUUGGGGUGAACCAGUUAGGUCACCCAGAAUUCAGAAGAAUGGGAUCUGUGACAGAAUACAAAAAUACAGAUUGGUUUGCUGGAGUGGAAGCUUUGUGUUACUAGAAACAUGUAUAAAACAAAUGUGUUAUUUAUGCUAUACUGUUCACGCAUUGCUGAAAUACUUAAGUUGGGCAAUAAUCAAAAAUGAAGCUUGAAGAAAGAUUCUUGCAAUUGAAUGAUAAUUUCACAUUUAUGCUAUUAAUACUUUGGGGCGGUUUUCUGGACAGGGCUAAACCUAGUCCCAGACUAAAAUGCAUGUUUGAGCUGCUUUCAUUUUAAAGCAUCUUGCACUGACAUAUCUUAACAUAUAUCAGUGUCAUUGUUUUGUCUCAAGAUGCACACCAGUAUUGUUUUUUUUGUAAAGUAUGUUUGUUAAAAAAAUUACUUAAGUGUACUAAUAUAACUAAGGCCUUGUCCUGAAUUAUUUCUAAACCCUGUCCGGGUAACCGCCCCUUAAAGUAGCUUUUUAUCUUGGUAUAGAAAAUAUAACCCUAUUAAAGCUGUAAGUUACAAUUUGUUUGUGUAUUUUAGAUGCAAUUCUGUCAUAUUUUUCUUUAACUAAAUAGAAAAUGAGAGAAACAGCAUGAAUAUAAAUGUUAUAUUUUUUAUAUUUUUUUCAAAUAUUCAUAUUUGUCAAAUAUCUCUCUCCUAUAUUUUUCUUAUGAAGUUCCUUCCAUACUGGAAAUGAUCACCUGUGCCUCAUAUGCAUUAUAUACCUGUACAUGUAUUAUACAUGAAAAUAUUAUAACCUUGAGUCUUUUUUGUCUGUACAUAUGAAAUAAACGAGUUAUCAGUUA